ACAACGCCAAGCGCCACAUAAUCUUUUUUUCUAUCCAUGGCGACACUCUCUUACUCUUUCCACCCACUCGCGUCUCUCUCUUCCUCUUCUUCUUCUUCUACUUCUUCAGCUUCAACAUCUCUUCCACACCAACCCCUAUUGAAGCCAGAAAUCCCCGCACUUUCCCGCUGCUCCUCUAGACUAUUCAAAGCCAUUCGACCCACGAGGCUCUUCGUUCACCCCGUUUUGCUCUUCACCGGCUUUGAUAGCCCCUUGGAUACCCAAACUUUCCUUGCCACUAUCAGUGUCUUGGCCGCCAUUGCUCUUUCUCUUGUUCUUGGUUUCAAGGGAGACCCUGUGCCGUGUGCGCGCUGUGCCGGAAAUGGUGGCACAAAAUGUGUCUUCUGUAACAGUGGGAAGAUGAAGCAAGAGAUGGGCUUGAUUGAUUGUAAGGUGUGCAAAGGUGCAGGAUUGAUCUUAUGCAAGAAAUGUGGAGGUUCUGGAUAUUCUAGACGGCUAUGAGAUUGGUUUGAGAUUUUUUUUUUGCUAUCUGCUUUCUCGAUUCCUCUAUUUUCAAUCUGUAAGAUUUUGCCCUGCCUUUAUUUUUUUGUUCUUGUCCAGAUCCUUGCUUCUUCUUUUUUCUUUUUUUUUUUUUUUUGCUGAAUCCCCCCACCCCUUUUGUCUAGUGUCCUUGUUAACUUAUUAGAAAUUGGUAAUGAAGUGAAGGAGUGAAAAGUUGUAAAUUCUGAUGUAAUGU
Messenger RNA from Corylus avellana, 736 nucleotides. Its product is annotated as thylakoid lumenal P17.1 protein. Lineage: Eukaryota; Viridiplantae; Streptophyta; Magnoliopsida; Fagales; Betulaceae. The record is from RefSeq and is a predicted model, not a curated record.